AUGUCCAAGCAAACAGAUCUUCAAUUGGCAGAAGAAGCUGUUCAUGAUGGGGGAUCAAGAGAUACCAUUGUCGAGAAUGUCACAACAGAUGCACUGCUGGGUGAUGCUCCACUUUGCGAAGGAAUAUUGCCUUUCGACAAGGGUGAUGAAGACGAUGUUGUAGAAAGGAAAGAUGGUUCUUGGACAGUCAAGCGACAGAAGAUGCAGCAGGUCAUUGAUGUCAAGUGGUCCAACUUCUUUCAAUUUAAAAACCGGUAUGGCCCCAAUGAAGGACUUGAAAUCAUUGAGGUUCUGCGAGGGCAUCAAAACAUCGCUCAGGAAAUCUCCGAGGGACGCAGGCAGGUACCACUGAGAAGGUCGGAUUUGGAAACGCAGACCAAAAUUGGUAGCUCAUCCUGGAUUCAUCGUGUUCGGAUCCAGUCACCUUCAUUACUUCUGCUACUAGCGCGAUUGACUGGCAACGAAGUAAAAUGGAACAUAGAGACACCCCGGGUUUUCGUACGACCAUUUCGGACCUUGUAUCAUUUUUUACCACAGAUCAAAAAAUGCUUGGAAAGCUUGGAAGAGAAUUGGACACAGAAAAAACCGCAAGAGGACUUGAAGUCGGUGGAAGAAGUUCAACUAUCUUCGAAGCAGAAUACAAUCGCCAAUCAUUCCGAGUCCGAGAGAUCAAAGGGCGAAAUCAAAAUAACGUAUGAUAUAGAUUCUGGCUCCUCUUCAGGCUCAUCCUUAAAUGAUGGCCGCGUAGACGAGUUCGAGAUCAUGGAACCACACGUGGCUGUUUCUGGGGAAGUCGCAAAUUCUCCGACUGCUCUUAAACAUGUGCGAAUAUACAUCAAGUUUGUGGAAGAGCACAUAGUUCCUAUAUGGGAACGUGCUGCCGGCACCAACCAACGAAAAGUGCGUUGGAGUGAUUUGUGGAUGUACUUUGUGGUUGGCGACCUGCUCUAUUUCCCAGGAGUUUCUGAUUUGUCGCAAGACUCCCAAUCGACGAACCCAGCAACAAAAAACAUGAUCUACCAAAGCGCCUGGCGACUGUAUUCUCUGGUCCUAGAAAAGUCCAAGAAUGCAAAUAUUGAUACAAAGAUCGAUCCUGCUCGAAAGUUUCUGGUUAAUGCUUACCGCUUUCACUGGGACGGGUCUUCAUACGGACCAGUUGCCCAAGGCUUCAACAUUGAGAUGUACGAAGGCGAUAGGGAUAUCGGAACUUUAACAAUAUAUCCCAUGCGCUUUGCCCGAGACUUCCAUAGUAUGAAGGCAAAGUUUCGCAGCCAAGGAGAGAGCUUCCAACGAGCUGUCAAGCAAAAACACUUCUACUAUAAUGGUUGGACGCUCACCCAUGGAUACGUUCCCAAUGCCAACAUGAGGCAGGACUCUGAAUAUAUUGAGGGGGAUGAUAUCAUUGAUUUUGAGGAAGGAUUCAAGGCAGACCGCUCUAUACAGCCCCCUUUGUUCGGUUUCCGGGGUUCAGAGCGACCUAACACUGGUGGCUGGUCUGAAAUUGAAGAUAACAUCUCAAUCAAACAUUGGGAAAAUGAUACUAUGGCAUACCCUUUGGAGGAAAUAAGGGAGGUCAUACAGCAGAACGAGAUGCCCGGCAACUAUCAUCAAAAGCUUCACGCAAAUAGAAACGAAACAGUCAAGGCAUGGCAAAAAUACCGACACAUUGCACAAAUCGAAGGCGAUGACAUUCUUCUCUUACCAGGCCGCAUGGUUACUUACGCUUUGCGAGAGCGAAAAUUCGUUAUGGCAGAUAUUCAGUUAUUGACAACUAUUCCCCAAUCACAAGAUGCUUUCCGGGAUCUUAAGAUUGACAAAGAUCAUAAGCGACUAGUUAAAUCUUUAGUCAAAAUGCAUUUCCAAAAAAGAAACUUUCAGAGACAGAGACCUGAUAUCAGCUCCAACCAGGACCUCAUUCGAGGGAAAGGAUCGGGGCUGGUUAUUUUGCUGCACGGAGUGCCGGGGGUGGGCAAGACAGCCACUGCUGAGGCAAUUGCUCGAGCCCACAAAAAACCACUUUUUUCCAUUACUUGUGGAGAUCUGGAAAUUACACCAAAAGAGGUUGAGACGUCCCUGCGAGAUAUAUUUCGCCUAGCUCAUCUUUGGGACUGCAUUUUGUUACUAGACGAAGCAGAUAUCUUUCUGUCUCGGCGAGAGGUGAGUGACCUGACUAGAAACGCACUCGUAUCAGGUGAGUUCCAAAUCGUACUUCUCAAUCUCGAUUUGAUAGUACAGUAGUCUUGCUAACAUACAUGCUGUCUUUCUUCGUGUACUGGAAUAUUACAGCGGGAUUCUAUUUUUGACCACGAACCGGGUUGGAACACUUGAUGAAGGCUUCCGCUCUCGUUGCCAGUUAUCAUUGUACUACAAACCACUUACUAAGAAACAAACGCUCGCAAUCUACGAUGUCAACUUGCAAAAAUUGCACGAAAUCGAAAAGGACAAGGAAAUCUCCUCGGUUGAUACGCCUAAUGCUCCUGUGCGACCAAUCAUCGAGAUUGACGAUAAAAGCAUCCUCGACUACGCAGCUUGGCAUUUUGAUAAUCACAAGCCUUACGAGAGAUGGAAUGGGAGACAGAUCCGUAAUUCUUUUCAGAUUGAACAUUCGCUUGCAUACUUCGAUAUGCAAAAUGUUUUAAUAGAACGGUGGAACGAGGAAGAAGUCGAAGCCGAAGACUCACCUACUCCUUGCUUUAAAUUGGAUUAUCGGCAAUUUGAGAGAGUCGCACUGACAAUUCAGAUGUUCGAUGCUUACCUGUAUGACGCGGUCUUCGGUAGCUCCAUAGACAACUCUCGAAAUCAGGGUCUUCGAGCAGACGAUCACGACUCCAGCGAAUGGCUUCAUAACACCAAUUACCAUCCAACACAGCACGAGACCCAACAAUCGGUAAGCCAUAGCUCUCACGAAGGGUUCCGUUCGUCCCAGAGAACCCCUUUGGAGUAUGA
Messenger RNA from Hymenoscyphus albidus, 2946 nucleotides. The record is from the annotation of a GenBank genome assembly. Lineage: Eukaryota; Fungi; Ascomycota; Leotiomycetes; Helotiales; Helotiaceae.